GGAAUUAUUCGAAAUGGGACGAAACAUGCCGCCCCUACCGUACGAUUUCAAAGACCACGUCGAGAUAAACGUUAAUUUUAUGUAUUUUUUCGGAAUCAUGCGACCCAAAUUGGACACUAAACUGGAAAAUUUCCUUCACAAUGUCAGAGUGGCCGUUCUAUCGGGUUUCAUGUUCGGCGGCAUCAUGUCGGCGGAACUGGCGAACCUCUACUACAGCUUCGGCGAUUUGGAGCAGCUGAUGCGCGCCCUCUUUCUCACCCUCAGCAAUCUCGUGUCGAUCGCCAAAUUCCACGCCGUGUGGCGCAACCAGCGCCGCAUCCUCGACUUGAUCGACGCCAUGAACGUCGCGGCGCUGCGACCGCGCUCCGGGCGCCAACUCGCCGCCCUCGGGCGCUACGCCCGCUUGGGCAAGGCGCUGACGCUGGGAUGCGCGGGCGCCGUGACGGCGACGUGCGCCUUUUGGGCCGUCUAUCCCUUCACCGACGACGACGGGCCCUUUUUGCCCAUACCGGCCUACGUGCCGUUCGACGUUCGGAAUUCGACGUUUCGAUUCGCCCUCGUAUAUUCGUUCGAAAUCGUCGCGACGGCCGUCGGGGGGCAGAUGGAUUUGGCGGCAGAUUGUCUCAUGGCAGUGUUAUUAAUGACGUUUUGCGCUCAAUUGAACGUCCUGAACGAUUCGCUGGUGAAUUUGCAACCGAUGGAAACGAACCGAACAAAGAGUUUGGUAAAGAACAUGAACGAAAAAUUGGUACAUUGCAUCAGACAACAUCGCCUCAUAAUCGAAUUCACCGAGACCUGGUCGGGAAUGUUCACGUACGCCAUCUUCAGCCAGUUCGUCGUCAGCGUCUUCGUAAUUUGCGCGACGUUCUUCGAAAUGACGCAGGUGCCCGCUUCGAGCAUUCGGUUCUUUUCGAUGGCCUUGUAUCAAAUGUGCAUGUUUCUCGAAAUUUAUCCCAUUUGUUAUUACGGCAACGAGGUUAUUAAAGAGAGCGACAAAUUGACCGAUUCCGCGUACCAUUGCGAUUGGUCCGAGUGCCCUUUGGAAUUCCAGAAGAAUUUGGUGUUUUUCAUGACGAGAUCGCAACGCCCUAUAAAAUUAUACGCCGGGAAUUUCUUCGCUUUGUCGCUGGAAACUUUCAUCAAAAUAUUGAAAUCCUCUUGGUCGUUCGUAGCCGUUUUGAUACAAGUAAACAACGAUAAAAUCGAUUAAAAAAAUCCAUCAAAAAUUCG
This is a messenger RNA of Phyllotreta striolata, 1230 nucleotides long. Lineage: Eukaryota; Metazoa; Arthropoda; Insecta; Coleoptera; Chrysomelidae. The record is from the annotation of a GenBank genome assembly.